AUGCAAUUUCGCAAAGUAAUUUGUUACAGUUAUGCACAUAUUCAACCGACUCUAAUCUCCAGUUCAUUUCGCAAUCUGUCGACUUCAUCACAAUUAUUCAAACACCAGCAGCAAAGAUAUCGUGAGGCUAAAGUAACUGUAAAUGAAAAGUCGAAGAGUAGACGAGAUGCUGCUCGUGAACUAUUGAUGAAAACAAAUAGGACGAAGUGGGAGCAGGAAAUGGCUCAAUUAAAUAUUUUGAAAGGUCGAAUUCCAACUUCCGAUACUUACUUAAUAUCUGAAUUUGAGCCGAAAAAAUACAGUUUGUCAGAAGCUGUUGAGCUACUGCGUGAAAGUGCCCAGCCGGAUAUGUAUGAUUGUAUGGAUAAUCCAGUUCGAGUUAAGGUUACGCUCAAUAUGUGUACAAAGAAGAAGACAAGGUUCAUACCGAAAUUUGAAAGUAAUCUCGUUCUACCAAAUAUAUUAGAUUUUAUGCCUGCUCGUCGAGUAUUGGUCAUAUGUCAAAAUUCAGAUGAUCGUGAGGCAUAUUUAACUGCUGGUGCUUAUGAUGCUGGUGGAUCAGCACUUAUCCAACGUAUAAGUCAAGGUCACUACCAUUGGGGUGAAUAUGAUACUGUUGUCGCUCAUCAAAGUUGGGAAAGUCAGGUGACAAAAUUACGACAUAUUUUAAAAGAAAGAUUACCGACAAUAAAAAAUGGUAGAUUUGGUGAAGAUAUGAUGAAACUGAUGUCAAUCCAUUCGAAUAGUAUUCAACUGGAAUCAACCUCCAUUGAUGGUGUUCCUGAAAUUGGAUUACUGGAUAUAAUUUUGGGUCAGCUCUCAUGGGAUUUUAAUCGACUAGAAGAGAAUUUACGUAGUUAUUUGGAAUGUAUUGAAUCACAAAAGUCAUCUAGAAUCAUAAAUGAGUUCAUUCAAUCCGGUGAAAUUCAUUGUCCACCAACUGGUGAACGUUUUAUUUUAGAUAUUUCACAAUAUUGUUCUCUUGGUAACAAAUCUAAAGCAAAUCAACUUGUUGAUGAAGGUGAAGAAGAAGAAGAAGAUGAUGAUCAUGAUCAUGAUGAUAUAAUUGAUAUGAUGAGUAUACAAAUAGAAAAACAACAAAAUACAAAUGAACUUGAUAUUUGAACCUCUUGUUAUUAACUAAUUAACACCUAAUGUACAUGUACAUAUUAUUAUUAAAAUACACUGAUUUCCCAAUUCUAUUCGGUUUCUUUAUCUUAAAGACUAUUUAAAGAACCAAUAUGAUGUUAUCAAGUUUAUUUCAUCAUCUGGAAAUUUUCUACAGAUGGUUAUUUUAUUUAUUUAUUUAUUUAUUUGAACACAUAAAUAUUGAUACAAAGGGGCAUCGGAUACAUAUGAACCACACAAGUGUGUAAGGUGUGAUACUGCUCGAACUCCCAAACUGAAGCAGGUGGUUUUCUUUUAGGGGUCACAUCCGGAGCCUUCAACCUGAAGGUCUGAUCCACAAGAUAGUGGAGCAACGUCAGAUGAUGCAUUCUCAUGGUAGCUGGUGACCAACACUUGGUUCAUACACUAUUCGUUCCAUCAGGAUCAUGAAGCCCAUGUGAACCAUUAGUUUAGAAUAAGUGUUUUCCAGUCCUCCUAGGUGAAUCCUUCAUAUCCACCAAGCUGGUUAAAGCGCCGGACAUUCGCUUUUCGUCCUCUCAAUUUCGUAAACAACACGC
This is a messenger RNA of Schistosoma haematobium, 1685 nucleotides long. RefSeq names its product mitochondrial 54S ribosomal protein mrpl1 (gene MRPL1). The transcript has 6 exons. Bases 1 to 1125 code for a protein of 374 amino acids. The record is from RefSeq and is a predicted model, not a curated record. NCBI's taxonomy places the organism in Eukaryota, Metazoa, Platyhelminthes, Trematoda, Strigeidida, Schistosomatidae.